Molecule: messenger RNA, 2110 nt
Organism: Salvia miltiorrhiza (redroot sage)
Lineage: Eukaryota; Viridiplantae; Streptophyta; Magnoliopsida; Lamiales; Lamiaceae
Product: probable protein phosphatase 2C 15
Exons: 9
Coding region: 599-1882 (427 amino acids)
Biological process (GO): protein dephosphorylation
Molecular function (GO): protein serine/threonine phosphatase activity
Source: RefSeq, a predicted model, not a curated record
UUUCUGUUUACGUAAUUAAAAGUUAAUAAGUAUUGGGGUUCUUGAUGAUUGGGGGGUCCUUACAGUUCAUUCUUUGUCAUCAAUCCGCGUUUGGUCCAUUUCCGUGUGAAUUUUGCCUCCCAUCCUUUUAUAUUCCUUCAAUUUUCUAGUGGAUUUGUUUGGUUUUCCAGUCACCAUCAGAUCUGCAUAUUGCCAUACUACUUUUGCUAAAUUAAAGAAAAAAACAUAGUACACAUACUGAAAGUCUUUCAGUCGUCUUUUGAGGCAAAGUUUUGAACUUGGGGGUUUUCUCUGCUGAAAAGAUUGGAUUUUGUCGAAGUGGGGUUUUCUUCUUUGGGAUUGGAGAUAUAUUACUUAUCUUUUUGGUGGUGCUUUGUGAAUUUUCUAUUUGUAGGGUGUGUGUGAAUUUCACUUUUCUUAGAGAAAAAGUGAAUUGGGAUUGGGGAAUGUUGGAGGGUUGUGUAAAGUGAAGUUGAGUCUUGUUUAGUGUAUAUGAUGGUGGGAAUUCGUGAGAUUCGAAUAUAUCUGUGAUUUGGACGAGGUUAAACGGUCUGCAUCUUUGUCUGAGCUCGAAGAGAAAGAGCUGUGUGGUUCAGUAAUGGGGUCGAGGGGAGAUAGAUAUGAACAUCAUGAUCUUGUGCCAUUAGCUGCCCUCAUAAAUAGGGAGUUGAGGAAUGAGAAAAUGGAGAAGCCCGCUGUGAGAUAUGGCUCUGCAGCUCAGUCGAGGAAAGGGGAGGAUUAUUUCUUGAUGAAGACUGAUUGCCAGAGAGUUGCUGGAAAUCCAUCUACGUCGUUCUCUGUUUUUGGAAUCUUUGAUGGGCAUAAUGGGAGUGCAGCUGCAAUAUUUUCGAGAGACCAUUUGUUAAACUACGUAUUAAAUGCCAUGCCUCGUGGACUUGGACGGGAUGAAUGGCUACAUGCUUUACCUAGAGCUUUGGUUGCUGGCUUUGUGAAAACUGACAAGGAAUUCCAGGCCAAAGGAAAGACUUCUGGAACUACGGCAACAUUUGUAAUUAUUGACGGGUGGACAGUUACAGUUGCAUCUGUUGGAGACUCACGCUGCAUUUUAGAUGCUCAGGGUGGCGGUGUCUCCAUCUUAACCGUUGAUCAUAGACUUGAAGAAAAUGCAGAGGAAAGAGAGCGUGUAACAGCCAGUGGAGGUGAAGUUGGAAGGCUUAGCAUUUUUGGUGGGACCGAGGUUGGUCCUCUUCGUUGUUGGCCAGGGGGUUUGUGUCUUUCUCGAUCAAUUGGUGACAUGGAUGUGGGCGAAUUUAUUGUUCCAAUACCAUAUGUCAAGCAAGUAAAGUUAUCAAGUACAGGGGGAAGGCUAAUAAUCGCCUCUGAUGGUGUCUGGGAUGCAUUGUCAUCAGAAAUGGCUGCAAAAUCGUGCCGUGGAUUGCCUGCCGAACUUGCUGCUCGUCUAGUGGUGAAGGAAGCGUUGAGGUCGCGUGGGCUCAAGGAUGACACGACUUGCAUAGUCGUUGAUAUAAUUCCACCAGACAACAAUCCUCCGCCUUCCCCCCCGCCCAAGAAAUACAACAAGCUCAAAGCCUUAUUUUUCAGAAAAAAUUCUUGGAAAUCCACCAACAAAUUAGCGAAGAAGCUAUCUGCUGUGGGUAUCGUGGAGGAGUUAUUCGAAGAAGGAUCGGCAAUGCUUGCUGAAAGACUUGGAAAUGAUGAGCCGACUACACAGACGGGCAGUCUUUUUGUGUGUGCCGUGUGCCAAGCUGACCUGGCACCUAAUGAGGGAAUCUCUGUUCAUGCUGGAUCGAUAUUCUCGGUGAGCUCGAAACCAUGGCAAGGUCCUUUCCUCUGUUCCGACUGUCGGAAUAAGAAGGAUGCCAUGGAAGGGAAGAGACCAAGUGGAGUUAGAGUAGUAUAGGUUAGCUGAUCUUUGUUUAAUUGCUGCCAUUCUUUUGUUCGCCUUCUUGUUCUUGCUUAGGUGAUUAUUUUGGAUAUCGAAUGUUAAAAUCGAUAUAUUUUCUCUAAUUAAAUUCAUUGUUAAGGUAGGGAAAAACGAGUGCAUUCUUUGGCUGACAUAUUGCUUUGUCACGAAUGAAAUUGGUGGUUAGUAUUUGUUAUAAAUAAAAUAAAGAUUUCAUUCUCGUUC